AUGGUCGAUGUCAUACCAUGUUUUAAAAAAAAUGACCCAACUGAUAAGUGUAACUUCUGCCCAAUAAGUAUUCUGCCAGUUUUCUCAAAAGUGUUUGAAAUCGUUAUUUACGAGCAAAUACGGGUUUUUAUAGAGCCAAGCUUUAACAAAUUACUGUGUGGAUUUUGGAGAGGGUAUAGUGCACAACACGCACUUUUUAAUUUAGUUAAUAAGUGGCAAGAAUGCUUGGAUAAAGGAGGUAUAGUUGGCGCUAUGCUUAUGGAUUUAUCAAAGGCAUACGAUUUAAUUCCACAUGAUUUACUUAUAGCUAAGUUGGAAGGUUAUGGGUUUUCUUACGAUAUUCUCAAACUCUUAUUAUGUUAA
Hydra vulgaris (swiftwater hydra) is the source of this 363-nucleotide messenger RNA. The record is from RefSeq and is a predicted model, not a curated record. NCBI's taxonomy places the organism in Eukaryota, Metazoa, Cnidaria, Hydrozoa, Anthoathecata, Hydridae.